Molecule: messenger RNA, 1793 nt
Organism: Danaus plexippus (monarch butterfly)
Lineage: Eukaryota; Metazoa; Arthropoda; Insecta; Lepidoptera; Nymphalidae
Gene: Uba5
Product: ubiquitin-like modifier-activating enzyme 5
Exons: 9
Coding region: 110-1279 (389 amino acids)
Biological process (GO): protein ufmylation
Cellular component (GO): cytoplasm; cytosol
Molecular function (GO): UFM1 activating enzyme activity
Source: RefSeq, a predicted model, not a curated record
AUUCCCGUGGCCGAAAUGUCAACGUGUCAGCUGUUAAAUAUUUGUCAUUGAAUUUGUACGGAAUUCGAUAUUUUGUAUCAACGUAAAAGUUUUAUAUAUUGAAUUAAAAAUGUCUUCUUUAGAAGAAUUGCAGAAGAAAGUGUCUGAAUUGGAAGCUAAACUCGCAGCAGUGAAGGGAAAUGUUGGAGCAGUCCGACAAAAAAUCGAAGUUAUGUCUUCUGAAGUAGUAGAUUCCAAUCCCUACAGCCGACUCAUGGCUUUAAAGCGUAUGGGUAUAGUGAACAACUAUGAGAAGAUCCGUGAGAUGUCAGUAGCUGUAGUCGGUGUGGGUGGAGUCGGCAGUGUCACUGCGGAGAUGUUGACAAGAUGUGGUAUCGGAAAGUUAAUCCUCUUCGAUUAUGACAAAGUGGAGUUGGCCAACAUGAACCGUCUGUUCUUCCAACCACAUCAGGCCGGCCUGAGUAAGGUUGAUGCAGCGUCAGCCACAUUAAGAGCCAUCAACCCAGAUGUCACCAUUGAUGCAUACAACUACAAUAUCACUACGGUCGACAAUUUCCAAAAUUUCUGUGAUACUAUUAGAACAGGCAGCUUAACCGACGGCCCUGUAGACCUGGUGCUGAGCUGUGUCGAUAAUUUCGAGGCUCGCAUGGCCAUCAACAUGGCCUGCAAUGAACUCAAUCAGAAGUGGUUUGAGUCUGGUGUUAGUGAGAAUGCUGUGUCUGGACAUAUACAGUUCAUCAUACCGGGGGAGACUGCUUGCUUUGCAUGCGCGCCGCCGCUGGUGGUGGCGUCUAAUAUCGACGAGAAGACCUUGAAGCGUGAUGGAGUGUGCGCCGCCUCGCUCCCCACCACUAUGGGUAUCGUGGCCGGAUUCCUCGUUCAGAACACGUUGAAGUAUCUGCUGAGUUUCGGUAACGUGUCCCACUAUUUGGGGUACAGCGCUAUGACUGACUACUUUCCUCGGAUGAGUUUGAAGCCGAACCCUCAGUGUGACGACUCGUUCUGCCGCCAGCGUCAGUCGGAAUACUCGUCGAGGCCCGCGGUGGAGCUCGCCACCGAGGUCACGGAAGACCCAGCGCCCUUACACGAAGACAACGAGUGGGGUAUCAGUCUGGUGGAUGAGAACUCUCCUGAAGAAGAGUCCGUGGGAUUGAAGCUCGUGGAAGGGGUUCAGGUGGCGUACGCGAUGGCGGGAGACAGUAGUACACCGGAGACCAGCUCGGCGGUGGCGGCCGAGGAGGACCUGGAGGAGCUGAUGAGGAAGAUGAAGAAUAUGUAGAGAAGAAAGAUACAGAGGUUAAGAGAAAGGAAGAGAUAUCAGAGAUUAGGAACAAGGAGCAAUGGAAGUUCACAGUCAGCGGCUGAGUGUUAUAUUAUUUGUUAGGGACAUAUCCGUCACGCUGUGAUACACAUCUUUGGUUGUUUUAAUUUUAUUAUUACAUUCGUAUUGAAUCUUAAAAUUAUUAUAUAUUGUUUGUUAAGGCUCAGCCGUGCUUAGUAACCCAGGGCUGAGCUCAUAUAAGCUAUGUUAGCUGAAGCUUUGUUAUAACACCUACAGUAAAGUGUUGUGUAUGUAUAUGGAGAUGUUAUUUAAAGCCAUAUUUAUAAAAAGUUGUUAAUAUAUUUUUUAUUAAGUGUAUGAAGGCCGUGUGUGUCUGUCUGUGUCGCCACCGUACAUUCCAAACAAGGCCAACAACAUUAGUGUGUAAGUUUCAUUAUAUUCUGACAUGUUUCUACUACCCGCGGUGUGUCGGAGCUGGUCGCGUGUUGUCAUUAAAUGUCAUCCGCUUGUA